AUGGACUUCUGCGAACUAGAAACAGGUCUAGCAGGCCCGGCCAAGAAUAGCAGCCGGCAGAAACAGUUGAGGGCCAGAGUUUACCCCGACAGUGUGAGAGCUGGAGACAACGUUACUCUCAAAUGUCAAACGUCCUGCCAGUUUCCCAGCACAGUUUGGUUUAAAGGUGAACUUCCUGUAGCCAACUCAGAGUUCCAGGCUCAAGCAGAGGAUGCUGGGAAUUAUUGUUGUGCUGCCAAAGGACAGGAGUCCAUUCCAUCUGAACCUGUGGCUCUGAAAGUACAGUAUCCCCCGUUGAUUGUAUCUGUGGGUGAGUUAUUCGGACCACCUGACAGAAGUGUGAAUGUGAGCUGCAACAGUGCUGCUGACCCUCCUGCAGACAACUACACCUGGUACAGGACCUCUGCUUCUGGCUCCAGCUCCUGGUUUCCCCUCCCGCUGGGAUCAGGACCGGUGCUGUCUCUCUCCUCACGCUGGACUGGUGGCAGGUGGGAAUACGCUGCCCUUUCAGUAAAAUGA
This is a messenger RNA of Gasterosteus aculeatus aculeatus (three-spined stickleback), 519 nucleotides long. The record is from RefSeq and is a predicted model, not a curated record. NCBI's taxonomy places the organism in Eukaryota, Metazoa, Chordata, Actinopteri, Perciformes, Gasterosteidae.